This is a messenger RNA of Laetiporus sulphureus 93-53, 1491 nucleotides long. RefSeq lists its product as uncharacterized. The transcript has 4 exons. Bases 1 to 1491 code for a protein of 496 amino acids. The record is from RefSeq and is a predicted model, not a curated record. NCBI's taxonomy places the organism in Eukaryota, Fungi, Basidiomycota, Agaricomycetes, Polyporales, Laetiporaceae.
AUGAGCGCGCCUCACAUGAAUCGCCCGUUGAACUAUUUCCAGCAGAGCCCAGUGCGUGGACAGCUGGAGCAUCCAGAUGGAUACUCGAAAACAGGGUGGCGCUACCUGCAGUGUACAGACACGCCCAAUGAGCUGAGGGUAUUGCUACCGCCGAAGACAGCGACGAUCUAUGGCCACCUCCUCCAAGCAGAGCUUGAUGAGCUCGAUAAGGGCAGGGACGCUUCAUGGGACAACAUCCUCCAAAUCCGCCACCUCAAAGACCGAAUCAUCCGCAAAUGCCAGCGGCUCGCGCAAGCAUCCAGAUCGACGGGAUCGGCGAGCGUAAAGUCGUCCGCCCGCUCCGUGUUUUACACCGUGCACGCCCCGCCGGACUUCAGACUGAAAGAGAUGGAACGCUGGUUCAAGGCGCAGGGCGGCGAGUCUGGUGUGAACCGCGAUUCUGCGCCCGCACAUGACCGUCCUGCCGCCUCGUGUAGCUGUGAGCAGUGCAACCCGUCAAAGCCGGUUAGACAGGGCGGGGGCCACCAGAUGAGGCGGCCGUCCACGGGCGCACGGAGCCGUCCGACUGGACCAAGUGCUGUGGAGCGUGUCCAGAUGAGACGAGCUCAGUCGGAAAGCCAGUCUACGACAUUAUUGGAUCCAAGUAUCGCUCCCAAGAAGCCACAAUACAGACGAGCAUAUUCAGACGCAUACAAGACCGCUGGACUCAUGGCUCGGCAGUUCCCCCAACCUCAUCAAGCUACUCAACCUCGACAGAAGCCUGUCGGUCGCAAGAAGUCGGUAUCCGCUGACGUUGCGUCCGAGCCGCACUCCAAUCGCCUGAAGCCGAAUUCCCCCGAGCCCAUACCCAUCCCGUAUCGCGCAAGGAACACUGAAGCGGAUGCCACCGCCAUGGCAGACUCGCCGCAAUCGACGCUGCCCGCCUUGGACGAGUUCUCCCCCGUGGCGUUGCCCAAGGAACCUACAGUGCCAUCCUCACCGAAUGGUCAAGUCUUGUCCCCCAUAUUCGAGGGUUCUGAAGGAAGAGAGGCCGCGGAAGUGUCGCAACGAGCUAUUCCUCGGCGGCGGAGCAGCUUCAAGAGGGCUAACAGCUUGAACAGGCUCAGCGUGGCGAGCCAGACAAAGUCUGUCGCAUGGGCCAUGGAUCGCGACUGGAUCGAACAGAUGGAGAGCUACAUGAAGGCUGCCAGCGAAGCUGAGGACUUGGGCCUGGGACUCGACGCGCUCCGCGCAGGAUACCAGAAAGAGGUCGAGGCGAUGCGGCGCCUGUGCCGGAACGUAGUAGAUGCAUCGGAGCGCAUCCGCCAGGAGAUGGAGAAGCUGCAGCGCGACGAGGAGGCGGUGCGCAGGCAGGAAACCAAGCUGCUACAUGCGUUCGAGCAGCUCGAGCGGAAGGAGAGUCUGUUUCGCGACAGAGUUCUCUCAGUCCUUGAAGAGACGAAGUGCGUUGUGCACUUGUGUGACAAGAAACGCGAGAUGCACGAGAUCUAG